Molecule: messenger RNA, 942 nt
Organism: Verticillium alfalfae VaMs.102
Lineage: Eukaryota; Fungi; Ascomycota; Sordariomycetes; Glomerellales; Plectosphaerellaceae
Product: eukaryotic translation initiation factor 2 subunit alpha
Exons: 4
Coding region: 1-942 (313 amino acids)
Cellular component (GO): multi-eIF complex; eukaryotic 48S preinitiation complex; eukaryotic translation initiation factor 2 complex
Molecular function (GO): RNA binding; translation initiation factor activity; ribosome binding
Source: RefSeq, a predicted model, not a curated record
AUGUCGGAGCCAAACUACUCCCACUUUCGAUACUUCGAAAACAAGUAUCCCGAGAUUGACGAGUUCGUCAUGGUCAACGUCAAGCAGAUUGCCGAGAUGGGUGCUUACGUCAAGCUACUCGAGUACGACAACAUUGACGGCAUGAUUCUGCUUUCCGAGCUUUCGAGACGUCGUAUCAGGUCUAUCCAGAAGCUUAUCCGCGUCGGCCGCAACGAGGUUGUCGUCGUGCUUCGUGUCGACAAGGAGAAGGGUUAUAUCGAUCUCAGCAAGCGUCGUGUGUCCCCCGAGGAUAUCAUCAAGUGCGAGGAGCGUUACAACAAAGGCAAGAUGGUCCACUCCAUCAUGCGCCACGUCGCCGAGAAGACCCUGACUCCCAUCGACUCCCUGUACGAGAGCAUAGCAUGGCCGCUCAACAAGAAGUUCGGCCACGCGAUCGACGCCUUCAAGCUUUCCAUCACCAACCCCGAUGUUUGGCAGGACGUCACCUUCCCCUCGGAGGCGGUUGCGGAGGAGCUCAAGUCGUACAUUGGAAAGCGUCUCACACCCCAGCCCACCAAGGUCCGUGCCGACGUCGAAGUCACCUGCUUCGGUUACGACGGUAUCGAUGCCGUCAAGACUGCGCUGCGGACCGCCGAGUCGAGGAACACGGACGAGACCCAGGUCAAGGUCAAGCUGGUGUCGCCCCCUCUCUACGUCCUCACCAGCACGUGCCUCGACAAGAGCCACGGCAUCACUCGCCUGGAGGAGGCCAUUGUUGACAUUAGGACGAGCAUUGAGGCGGCCGGAGGGCAAUUGAUCGUCAAGAUGGAGCCCAAGGCCGUCACGGAGAGCGAUGACGCAGAGCUGCAGGCGUUGAUGGAGAAGCGCGAGCGUGAGAACGCCGAGGUCAGCGGUGACGAGAGCGUCAGCGGCAGCGACGAUGACAUCCCCGACACUGUUUGA